Colletotrichum chrysophilum is the source of this 2538-nucleotide messenger RNA. It is a transcript of the gene YSH1, whose product is annotated as endoribonuclease ysh1. Gene Ontology annotation, cellular component: mRNA cleavage and polyadenylation specificity factor complex. NCBI's taxonomy places the organism in Eukaryota, Fungi, Ascomycota, Sordariomycetes, Glomerellales, Glomerellaceae. Gene Ontology annotation, molecular function: RNA binding; 5'-3' exonuclease activity; RNA endonuclease activity. Bases 1 to 2538 code for a protein of 845 amino acids. The transcript has 4 exons. Gene Ontology annotation, biological process: mRNA 3'-end processing by stem-loop binding and cleavage. The record is from RefSeq and is a predicted model, not a curated record.
AUGGCUGCGAAACGCAAGGCAUCGGCCAUGGCGGCCACCGUUGCCGACGAGCCAGUAGAUCCUUCCGACGAGCUGAUGUUUCUGUGCCUCGGAGGAGGAAACGAAGUCGGUCGGUCAUGCCACAUCAUUCAAUACAAGGGGAAGACGGUUAUGCUUGAUGCAGGUCAGCAUCCUGCCUACGAUGGCCUCGCGGCGCUGCCCUUCUUCGACGACUUUGACCUCAGUACGGUCGACGUCCUCCUGAUCAGCCAUUUCCACGUCGACCAUGCGGCGUCCUUACCAUAUGUCCUCUCCAAGACGAACUUCAGGGGCCGCGUCUUCAUGACCCAUCCCACCAAGGCAAUCUACAAAUGGCUCAUCCAAGACAGUGUUCGCGUCGGCAACACGUCCUCAAACCCGACCUCACAACCAGUCUACACCGAGGCAGACCAUCUCAACACAUUCCCGCAGAUCGAAGCCAUCGACUACCACACUACCCACACAAUUUCCUCCAUCCGCAUCACCCCCUAUCCAGCCGGCCAUGUCCUCGGUGCAGCAAUGUUCCUCAUCGAGAUCGCCGGCCUCAAGAUCUUCUUCACGGGAGACUACUCCCGCGAGCAGGAUCGUCAUCUGGUCUCCGCCGAGGUUCCCAAGGGCGUCAAGAUUGACGUCCUCAUCACCGAAUCGACAUACGGUAUCGCCUCCCACGUACCCCGUCUCGAGCGCGAACAGGCCCUGAUGAAGUCAAUCACCGGCAUCCUCAACCGUGGCGGCCGCGUCCUGAUGCCCGUAUUCGCCCUCGGUCGCGCCCAGGAACUCCUUCUCAUCCUCGACGAGUACUGGGGAAAGCAUGGCGAGUAUCAAAAGUUCCCGAUCUACUACGCCUCAAACCUCGCCAGGAAGUGUAUGGUGGUCUACCAAACCUACGUCGGCGCAAUGAACGACAACAUCAAGCGCCUCUUCCGCGAGCGUAUGGCCGAGGCCGAAGCUUCCGGUGACGGGUCGGGCAAGGGCGGCCCCUGGGACUUCAAGUACAUCCGCUCCCUCAAGAACCUCGAUCGCUUUGACGACGUCGGCGGCUGCGUUAUGCUCGCAUCCCCGGGUAUGCUGCAGAACGGCGUCAGUCGCGAGCUGCUCGAGCGGUGGGCGCCCAACGAGAAGAACGGCGUCAUCAUCACCGGUUACAGUGUCGAGGGCACCAUGGCCAAGCAGAUCAUGCAGGAGCCCGACCAAAUCCAGGCCGUCAUGAGCCGAACCACCGCCGGCGCGCGACGCGGCCCCGGAGGAGAGAGCGAGAAGGUCUUCCUCCCUCGCCGGUGCAGCGUCGCCGAGUACUCCUUCGCCGCCCACGUCGACGGCACUGAGAACCGCGAGUUUAUCGAAGAAGUGGCCGCCCCCGUCGUCAUCCUCGUCCACGGCGAGCAGCACAACAUGAUGCGUCUCAAGUCCAAGCUUCUCUCCCUGAACGCGGGCAAGACGACAAAGGUCAAGGUUUUCAGCCCCAAGAACUGCGAGGAGCUCCGCAUCCCCUUCAAGCAGGACAAGACGGCCAAGGUCGUCGGCAAGCUCGCAACCAUCCCCCCACCCACCUCCCUCACACCCGCGCAGGAACAGCAGCAGCUCGUCACGGGCGUCCUCGUGCAAAACGACUUCAAGCUGUCCUUGAUGGCCCCAGAGGACCUGCGCGAGUAUGCAGGCCUGAACACGACGACCAUCACCUGCAAGCAGCGCCUCCGUCUGACGGCCGCUGGCAUUGACCUCGUCCGCUGGGGCUUGGAAGGCGUGUUCGGAAGUGUGGAGGAGCUGCCCGAGAUGCGCAAGGGACACCCCGCGCACAAGGAAUCCGUCAACGGCAACGGAGACGACACCAAGAUGGAAGACGGCGAGCAGCAGGAGGAAGCAGACGAGGAGGUCGCGCGUCUGGUAGCAGCAUACCUCGUAAUGGGUUGCGUAGCGGUGCGCUAUCGCAGUGACGGCGAGGUCGAGCUGGAGUGGGAGGGCAACAUGCUCAACGACGGCAUCGCCGAUGCCGUAAUGUCGUGCCUCUUUUCCAUCGAAAGCAGUCCCGCCGCGGUAAAACGGUCUGCAAGCUCUCACACCCACGACCACGCGCCCCCUCCCCUCCCCAAGAACCCCCACGCAAACGUCCUCCCCGAACAACGCCUCGAGCGCUUCCUCAUGUUCCUCGAGGCCCAGUUCGGCGCGGACAACGUCAACCCCGUCGCCGAACCCCGCCUGCCCGCCGAGGACCCCUCCUCCGACGCGCAACCCAAGAAACUCACGGCCGACGGCGAGAGCGACGGCUCCAUGGACGUGUCCGAGGACGACGGCAGCGAGGCGGAGCAGGAGAAGAAGCUCGCGGCGCGGCGCAAGGCCGAGAUUGAGCGCCUUCACAAGAUCGGCAUUCCCGUGCCCGGCGUGAAGGUCAAGGUGGACAAGAUGGAGGCCGUGGUGUGGCUCGAGGAUCUGGAGGUCGAGUGCAGUCACAAGGCGUUUGCCGAUCGCGUGAGACGGGUUUGCGAGCACGCGGCUGAGGUGACGGCUCCUCUUUGGGGAUAA